AAAUGCACGGACGGUCUUCUUGGCUUUGGCCUUGCUAUUCUGAAUAAAGCAUUUGGGGGUCGGUGCUCGGUGCUCUUUUAUCUGCAAAAGUAAAAAAUUGCACCCCAGCUAGCAGCUAACUCAUACCCAGAAGAAGAUAAUGGAAACUGUGAGAUAUUGAAUAAACGCUGGAACACACUUUAUGAAAGUCUUGAAAGCUGAAGACUCCAGCUUCCUUUGCUCGGCAGUUUCAACUCCUUCCUCCCUUUUUGUCUUUUAACGUAAUCAUUCACAGAAUCAGACAAACAUCCACCGUCCCUACACACUCUCUCUCACCCAUGCAUGAUUUCCUGCACACCUUUCGUAGCUGUUCACGCUUUUCCCAUUAAAACGUAGAGUUUCUAAAGCUUCUCACUAACCUGAUCGCUAUCUGAUCUUUCUCUCUGGGAUUGAUCAGGAACGUAACCAAGGAAGAUGAAGACGACGUUUAAGAAAAUCACUACUCAGGUGAUUGUUGCACUUCUGGGUUUAUGUCACGUUUUCGCGGUAGCUGUAGAGAAGAGUUCCGAUGCACAGAGAUCGACAUACAUUGUUCACAUGGCCAAAUCCGAAAUGCCGGCGAGUUUCGAGCACCACUCGCACUGGUACGACUCGUCACUCAAAUCGGUGUCUGACACAGCCGAAAUGAUAUACACCUACGAAAAUGUAAUACACGGCUUCUCCACAAGACUAACGGCCGAGGAAGCCCUUUUGCUCGGAAGCCAACCCGGAAUUCUGUCCGUGUUGCCUGAGUUGACAUACGAGCUUCACACGACUCGGACCCCUGAGUUCCUUGGGCUCGAGAAAAGCGACAGUAUGAUCCCUGAAGCCAACUUAGCGAGUGAGGUCGUUGUCGGAGUCUUAGACACCGGUGUUUGGCCUGAGAGCAAGAGCUUCGACGACAGCGGGUUCGGACCCGUACCAAGUAGCUGGAAAGGCGCGUGCGAAACGGGUACCAAUUUCACCUCCUCGAACUGCAAUCGAAAAUUAAUCGGCGCAAGGUACUUCUCUAAAGGCUACGAGGCAGCACUAGGUCCUAUCGAUGAAAGCAAGGAGUCCAGAUCUCCCAGAGACGACGACGGCCAUGGCACUCAUACUUCAACCACGGCAGCCGGGUCGUUAGUGGAAGAAGCAAACCUAUUCGGUUACGCGCCAGGGACGGCGCGAGGGAUGGCCACGCAUGCGAGAGUCGCUGCAUACAAGGUCUGCUGGAUUGGAGGCUGUUUUAGCUCCGAUAUCUUAGCCGCCAUGGACAAGGCCAUUGAAGACAAUGUGAACGUCCUCUCCAUGUCGCUCGGUGGUGGCAUGUCAGAUUAUUUCAAAGACAGUGUCGCAAUCGGAGCAUUUUCGGCAAUGGAGAAGGGAAUCCUUGUCUCUUGCUCUGCCGGAAACGCGGGUCCCACUCCAUCCAGUCUAUCCAACCAGGCGCCGUGGAUCACAACCGUAGGAGCUGGAACUCUGGAUCGCGAUUUCCCGGCAUACGUCAGCCUCGGUAACGGCAAAAAUUAUUCCGGCGUUUCGCUCUACCGAGGAAACUCUUUGCCCGAGACUUUAACACCGUUUAUAUACGCUGGUAACGCGAGCAAUUCUACCAGCGGUAACUUGUGCAUGAUGGGUACGUUGGCACCCGAAAAAGUCGCGGGCAAGAUCGUGUUAUGUGACCGAGGCGUGAACGCCAGGGUUCAGAAAGGAGCUGUGGUGAAAGCAGCAGGUGGCGCCGGCAUGGUCUUGGCCAACACCGCCACGAACGGAGAAGAAUUGGUCGCUGAUGCUCAUCUUUUGCCGGCGACUUCGGUGGGUGAGAGGUCCGGCAACGCAAUAAAAAAUUACCUCUUUUCGGAUCCUAAACCAACGGUGACGAUUCUGUUUGAAGGAACCAAGAUUGGGAUUCAGCCUUCUCCGGUGAUCGCAGCAUUUAGUUCGAGGGGGCCAAAUUCGAUCACGCCGGAGAUACUGAAGCCGGACAUCAUCGCACCGGGUGUCAACAUCUUAGCAGGAUGGUCCGGAAGGGUGGGCCCAACUGGUUUGUCCAUUGAUACCAGACGUGUGGCGUUCAACAUUAUCUCAGGCACAUCAAUGUCUUGCCCACACGUGAGUGGACUCGCGGCGCUUGUCAAGGCGGCUCACCUGGACUGGAGCCCCGCGGCUAUUCGGUCAGCCCUCAUGACCACGGCGUACACGGCCUACAAGAAGAACGGCCAGAGCUUACUCGACGUUUCCACCGGAAAGCCGGCCACACCGUACGAUUACGGCGCCGGCCACGUGAAUCCGAUAGCAGCUCUCAAUCCAGGACUCGUCUACGAUCUGGCGGCGGAGGAUUACCUAAACUUCGUCUGUGCCUUGAAUUACACCGAGUCCCAGAUCAACAGUCUAGCGAGGAGGAAAUUCACAUGCGACACCAGUAAGAAAUACAGUUUGAACGAUUUUAAUUACCCUUCUUUUAGUGUGGUUUUUAGCAGUGGCCGGUCGAGCGUGGUCAAGCACACGCGAACUCUUACGAAUGUGGGCUCACCGGGGACGUAUAAAGUGUCUGCAACUUCGGAUAACCCCUCAGUUAAGAUCAGCGUGGAGCCAGACUCGUUGAAUUUCAGUGAAACCAACGAGAAGAAAGUCUAUGCUGUGACAUUCACUGCCACGGGUUCGUCGUCGAGUACGGAUAGCUUCGGUCGUCUGGAGUGGACGGACGGGAAGCACACAGUGGCAAGUCCUAUAGCGAUCACCUGGAGUAUUAAUGGUUAAUAAUUUGGAGUAUGAAAAAGUGAUGGGACAAGGUGGCCUGAAUUUAUCGCACACUAAAAGUGGGGUGUGAUAAUUUGAUUUCCUUAUUUAUAUGUUUUUAUUAAAAUGCUUUUAAUGCCAUUGUUUAUCAGCUAAUUACAAUGGAACCUGGAUUAGGUGUUUGAUGUUGCUCUCUGAGAGAGAAAAUUUAACAUGGGAAAGCCCAUGGAAUGAAGGAUGAUUUCUUUCUUGGUGUACA
Molecule: messenger RNA, 2995 nt
Organism: Carya illinoinensis
Lineage: Eukaryota; Viridiplantae; Streptophyta; Magnoliopsida; Fagales; Juglandaceae
Product: subtilisin-like protease SBT1.7
Exons: 1
Coding region: 454-2757 (767 amino acids)
Biological process (GO): proteolysis
Molecular function (GO): serine-type endopeptidase activity
Source: RefSeq, a predicted model, not a curated record